CUCUUUAGGUUCCUGAUUUUAGACACCUGCUCCCAUUAUUAUUUUGAAACGGUAAUUUUUUAAAUUAAUGUCCAGGUCACCUGAGUUGUAUACAAAGAGUUUUUUUUGCUCUUGCAUCUUUCCCCAGAGGUGGUGCAGCAGCCUCUUGGUCAGCUCACCCAACCAAGUUUACCUUUGGCGCUGAUGAGUAAGUAACAACAUAGGAGGUGUGGGCAGGCAUCCUUUCACUGAAGCUGUUUACGUUCAAUAGUUGGGGAUUUUUUUUUUCCUUUGUACUGUGCAGUUUUUUUGACAGUUCUAAUUUACCGUGAUGUGGUCAGUGCUGUUUCCUUCCGGCUGCUUGCGAGCCUCUGGUAGAGAUAAGGGUACGUUUACAGUGCAUUUUUAGCGUGAAGCUGAAGAUCUGCUUCAUGUAGGAACACGGGCACUCUCUGGAUUGUACAAAGAAUUUAUUUAUUGGUUUCAUCAUGUUGACAUGGGGAUUCAAGAUCCAGAACAUUUUACUUGCAAAAAAAAAAAACAACUUUGUUAAAUUUGAACUGUGUGUAAAGAAGGAAUGUGAGAUACUUGGGAUAUCCUACAGCUGAGUAGUGGUAAAGUGUAUCGAGGCGGGAAGAACAACUCAGGAAAGGAUUUGCCUUGGUUUGUUCUGCUUUGAGAAGAGAAGAACCCAGGAACACUGAUGAUCUAAGAAACACAAACAUUGAUACUCGAUUCAUUUUGCGAACCUGACUUUCUGUCCAGCGGGACCUUAGUGAAGCUCUCUGUUCUUUCACAUUCAAGACCAUUUUUCUUUGUAUGUGGAGCGGAGACCUGGGAAUGCGUUAUUAUGGCAGCAGUUGUACAGCAGAAUGAGCUUGUGUUUGAAUUUGCCAGCAACGUCAUGGAGGAUGAGCAGCAGCUUGGUGAUCCAUCUAUUUUUCCUGCUGUCAUCGUGGAGCAUGUUCCUAGUGCAGAACUCCUACAUAACUACUCUGGCUUAACCUGCGUGGAUGAACCUAGUGACAUGAUCACUGAGAACUCUCUGGAUGUUGCAGAAGAGCAGAUCAUAGAAGAUGAUGAUAUCACCCUCACAGUUGAAGCAUCUUGUCAUAAUGGAGGUGAAACAAUGGAAACAAUUGAGGCUGCUGAAGCACUUCUUAAUAUGGACUCCCCUGAUCCUAUGUUGGAUGAAAAAAGAAUGGCAACUAUGUUUGGUGCAACUGAAGAGGAAGAAAUGGUGCCUCCUAUCACACACGUGUCAGUCACGCUCGAUGGGAUUCCUGAAGUAGUGGAAGUUCACCAAGCCUCAGACCCUUAUGCUGAGUCACCAGAGACUCCAGAAUUUGAACAACCAAAGAAGAAAAAAGGGAAGAAACCAAAACCCUCUCGUUCUGAGUCACCUACUACAACUCCAAACAUAUCUGUGAAAAAGAAAAACAAAGAUGGAAAGGGAAAUACCAUUUAUCUCUGGGAGUUCUUACUAGCACUGCUCCAGGACAAAGCUACAUGUCCUAAAUAUAUCAAAUGGACUCAAAGAGAGAAGGGCAUUUUCAAACUGGUAGAUUCCAAAGCUGUGUCCAGAUUGUGGGGAAAACACAAAAACAAACCUGACAUGAAUUAUGAAACAAUGGGUAGGGCUCUCAGAUACUACUACCAAAGGGGAAUCCUUGCUAAAGUAGAAGGUCAGCGCCUGGUGUAUCAAUUUAAAGACAUGCCAAAAGAUCUCAUCUAUAUUGAUGAUGAAGAUGCCAGCCCUAGCACUGAAUCAUCAGAUUCAGCUCUGCUCUCACCUGCUGUGGCCAACAGAAACCAAUCAAGCAGAACUAGAGCGUCUGCAAAUGGAGGGACAAAGGGAGGAUCAACCUCAGUGGUAAAAACAGGAAACUCGAAGCCUGCUAAGCUGAAGGAGCAAGUAGAAGUUGUACAGCAGCAGACACCUGGCUUGACUUCAGAAGUUUUGAGGACAAUGCAAUCUCCACAGCCAGUACAACCCACUCAGCUUUUUCGGACAGUUCAUGUAAUGCAGCCAUUGCAGCCCCUCGCAGAAGGACAAGCAGCCGUAACUAAUAAUGUUCCAGAUGAAUCGUUAAAUUCCUCAGUUCAGAAUAUAAGCAGGACUUUGCAGACUCCAACACAGGUUCCAGUGGUUGUUUCUCCUGGAAAUCAGCAGCUGCAUGCUGUAACACUCCAGACAGUGCCUCUUACUACAGUGAUAGCCAGCACAGAUCCAGCCUCAGUAACAACAGCACAGAAAUUCAUUUUACAAGCCAUUCCUACUUCCCAGCCCAUGACGGUUCUUAAAGAAAACAUCAUGCUACAGUCUCAGAAGCCAGUCUCGCCUCCUUCCUCGAUUGUGCUGAGCCCAGCACAAGUUCAGCAGGUGCUCACCAGCAGCGUGCAGACAAUUUGCAAUGGAACAGUCAACAUGGCUUCAUCUCCAUCCUUCAGUGCCACCACCCCUGUGGUGACGUUCUCACCCAGCAGCUCACAGGUGGUGUCUCAGCCAUCAGGCACGGUGAUCACUUCGGUCAUUAAAGCACCGGACAUGAAGCAGGUUGACCUACAAGAAGAGGAAAAGGAGGAGAGUGACAAAGCAGAAGAUACUGAGCAGUCAGAUCAGAGAUUCCAGCAGCAACCAUUUGUGAUGGUAGUGUCCAGUUCAAAUAAUUUCCCAUCUAACAUGCAAGUGAAGCAAGAAAAUGAGCCAUUGGAACCCAAUUUGUAUUGAUAAUUAAAUAAUUUUUAAAAAACUCCUGUGGAUGAUUAUUUUCAUAAAUGUGAUGGGACCUUUUCAGUUAUGUAUAUAUUAUUUGAUUCUGAAGCAUGAUUGUUGCAAAGCUACUAAAAUUCUGCAGUUAAUUCUUAGAAUUCAUGCUUUAAGAUGGAUUUUGAUUUUCUGUUAAAUGCUAAAUGUUAUCAUAUAAAUAAAAUUAUAUAUUAAUCAUUUUUCAAAGGCAUGAAGGAACAUGCUUUUUAUUCUAUGAAGACUUCCUCCUGAGGUUGUUGGCCAAAGUUUCAAACUUCUCUUAUUUUGGUGUCAGUCUGUUGCUGAUUUACAUUACAGUAAUGUUAUUGUAACCUUUUCUGUUUAAUCUGUAUGUGUAUCACCUUUGGAAGCAGCAGUUAGUUUUAGUAAGACAGUUUCAUUCCAUGUGUCUGAAUUUUUGUGAUCGAGUACCUGUUUCAUAUCAGUGAAUGACAUCAGUUUUAGACUUUGAUAACCAGGUAUCCUCUUGGAUUUUUUGCAGCACAAGUUCUUGUGUGUGCAAAAUUGAAUAUACACUCCUACUGAGAGUAUUCAAAACAUAUAUUCCAGAAAUGGACAAUGCCAUGUCUAUAUUUUAUAUGGAAACAUCAGAUAUAUUUAAUUACAGAAGCUAACGGCAUCACUACAGGUGCAAAUGUUUUAUGCCAUUUUGCAACUAUGAAGCUUAACAAUCUUGCUUUCUACUUCAGAUUAUUUUGUAAGGGGGGAGGGAAAUUAAAUAUAUACAAUUUAUGCAGGUUUUUGGAGAUUAAUACUGCUAAGAGUUCUUGGUUUUGAUUGUAAAUACUGUAUAUUCAAUGUUGCAGGGAAGUUUUUUCAGCUAAUUUUUUCCAUACAAACUUUUGAUAGAUGCAAAUAAGAUCAAUAAGAUCGUUAUGUUUAGAGGUCUAAUGUUAUAUGUAUUCAUAUUACUGAGUGACUUUGUAUUUAAAGACAAAUUUUUAAAUGAUGGAGCCCAUUGAACCUUGGGUUCUUCUUUUGUAUUUUUAAUUGGUUUAUUAUGAAAAUAAAUCAAAUGGAAAAAACA
Messenger RNA from Taeniopygia guttata (zebra finch), 3776 nucleotides. The record is from RefSeq and is a predicted model, not a curated record. Lineage: Eukaryota; Metazoa; Chordata; Aves; Passeriformes; Estrildidae.